Cladocopium goreaui is the source of this 1172-nucleotide messenger RNA. The record is from the annotation of a GenBank genome assembly. Lineage: Eukaryota; Dinophyceae; Suessiales; Symbiodiniaceae.
UUUCCCACACAUGGCGCGCGUAAACCGUGUGCUCUCGUUGCCUUUCGUUUUGUUUUGUGUCUCAUCUUUCUUGGCAUCCCGAAGUUUCAGCGGCAUUUUUUCCACACAGAAAAGUCAGCACAAGGUGCGGCCAAGUCGGGUUCUGCGAAGAGCAGAGUAUAGCACGGUUGCGGGCCUGGGGCCACAGGACGCCUGGGACGCUUUGUGGUGCAAGAGUUGCUAAAAGAUCCAAAAGUGGAGGUUCUCGCGCUUACGCGAAAUGUGUCCAGAGCUGAGGAAUUUCUUCCGGUGGACGAUCGCAUUACAGUGUUGCCUUGGAAACCUGAAGAUGAGGCUGGAGCGGUGUCAGCGCUUUCAAAGGCAGAUGCUGCCAUUUGGUGCGCCGAGGGUCGGCAAGGGCUUGUGGCUUUGGGCAAAGCCUUCGCAUCUCGUGAAACUCGGCCCAGUGGUUCGCCUCGGGUGGUCAUGUGUUCCUCUGCGGCAGUGACGCGCCCCACAUGGAGUGAAAAACAAAAGUCCCAGUUUUCUGGAGCCGCCGACAUCCCCAUCGUUCGUUUGAACCCAGGUGGUUUGUUGGAUGAGAAACGCGCCACUGAAAAACUGUUGCGGCAGAGUGGUGCCAGCUACACAGUGGCACGGCCUACUGGUCUGAAAGACGACUGGCCAACUGGGCGGCCAUUGCUGUCACAGGGAGAUGUGGCAGUGGGGCGCACUUCGCGGCAGGACUUGGCCAACUUUUUGGUCCGACUUCUCGAUGAACCGAAGGCCACAGGCAAGACCUUUGAGGUCCUCACGGUACCUGGCUACCCCAAACCAUUGGAAUAUGGUGAAGUUUUGGACCGCCUGCGUCCGGAUGCUGUUGGUCCUGUGGCCACUGCAUGGUCCCGGGUCCGGAGUUGGUUCGGGGGUCAGCAGGCUGCCACUUAUGGCGUGUUGCAGCAGCUCUUGCCGGGCGAGGAGCAGAAUUCCGCGGGCUUGGCGAUGGGUCAGACCUAUGAGCAGUAUGAUAAGAAGGAGGAGGGGCGAUUGGGUCCCCGUGGUGCUGAGCGUGUGCCUGAAACUCUUGGCAGCUCUUAGUGUGCUGCCCCAUUGCCAGGGUCAUCCUCGCACUUUUCCCAAUUUUCAAAGAGUGCCCCAACAAACCAGGAUAGGGAUAAUCAAGCAAUACCGGA